UGACCCUUAGGGACGGACGUGCGUCAUGGUGGACUACUACGAAGCGCUGGGUGUGAGCCGGAACGCCACUGCCGAUGACAUCAAGAAGGCGUACAGGAAGGCUGCGCUGAAAUGGCACCCAGAUAAAAACCCUGACAACAAGGAAUAUGCUGAGCAGAAGUUCAAGGAAAUCGCCGAGGCCUAUGAAGUGCUGUCGGACAAGCAAAAGCGUGAUGUCUACGACUGUUAUGGCAAAGAUGGCCUCAUGGGUGCAGGGCCAGGGGGCUCCAGGGCUGGUGCAGGAGCCCCCGAAUUCACCUUCACCUUCCGCAGCGCUCACGACGUUUUCCGGGAGUUCUUCGGUGGGCGAGACCCCUUCGCUGACUUCUUCGAUGAGAUGUUGCCCUUUUCUGACCUGCGAGGACCUGGUCCCCGGCACCACGGACCAGGCCAAUUCUUUUCUCCCUUCCCAGGAUCCUCAGAUUUCUUCGCCUCGUCCUUUGGCUCUGGAGCUGAUGCAGGGCUGGGCUUCCGCUCCGUCUCCACCUCCACCACCUUCGUCAACGGCAAGCGCAUCACCACCAAGAGGUGA
Messenger RNA from Struthio camelus australis, 571 nucleotides. The record is from RefSeq and is a predicted model, not a curated record. Lineage: Eukaryota; Metazoa; Chordata; Aves; Struthioniformes; Struthionidae.